AUGUCCGACCUUGAAGAAAAGCCGGACGAAAUCGUGGAUGUGAGUGACGAAUAUCAAUUGCAUCAAGACGAUGAUAGUCAACACAAUGAGGUAGACGGUAUUGAGUUAGUUGUAAGUGUUGUGAUUGUGGUUGGUAAUGUUUUUUUAUACUGUAGAACCUUUGUAUAACAUUUUUUUAUUAAUUGUAAAAAGCUCGUUUAAAACAAAAAAUAUUUAAAAAAUUGUUAUACAUAGGUUUUACUGUAUUUUUUAUAUUAUUAUAGUGUUAGUGUUGGUAUUUACUUUAUUUUUUAGUAUUUUAUUGUACUUUAUACUCAUUUUUUUGGUAUUGCAGCCUGCGCCUUGUGUUAAAUGUAGGGCGCGAGCUGCAAAUUGUUAAAUUAUGUUUUAAUUUAAAAUUUUAAAAUUUAUUACAUUUCAUUUAUAUUCAUGCAAAUUUUGACAUUUUUAAUUUAAAAUUUUAUUUUUUUUCAAAAUUUAAAAAAAUUGAAAUUUUUGAAAUUUUUAUUAAAUUUUAAAAUUUCCAGUUAGACGAAGUGAUUCAACGACGGGAUCGUGCUCAAAGUGUGAAUGACAUAUCAAAAUGUCAGGUUUUGUCAUACUCGAUUGGGCAUUUCUACAACGAUUUGUGUUCAAGCUUGUGGUUCACCUACUUGAUGAUAUAUUUGGAAAAGGUGGUCAUGCUGCAACAUUCAUUGGCAGGAUUGUUAAUGUUAAUUGGACAGGUAUAUUAGUUUUAUAUAUUUUUUUAAUUUUAGGUUAAAAAAUUUUCCUACUUGCUCUUUCUUUCGUUUUAACCGGACACUGAGAUUGAAACUGAGUCAAAGCCUAAGCCUGACUUAAGCCUGAGCUUGAGUUUGAGCCUGAGCUAGCCUUAGCCUAGCUUUAUCCUUACCGUCAGGGCCGGGCGGGGACUUUGGGUCCGGGGGCACAGGUGUGCCGAUUUUUUCCGAAAAUCCACAGAACGGACCACGUUCAACUUUUUUCAAAAAAUUUUUUUUUGGAGGGGGAGGGGUACCCCCGUUCCCCCCCCUCGCGCCCGGCCCUGCUUACCGUACCUUUGGUUUUAUUCUAGUCUUAGUCUUUUUGUCUUCUAAUUAGGCUUUACUUAGGUUUAGCCUUACCUUUAGAUUUAUAAAAUUUUUUAUUUUACUUUUAUAAUGGCAUAUUAUUUUAGGUAACUGAUGCCAUUAGCACACCGAUAGUUGGUCUGUUGAGUGACGCUUCAAUUUUGCCUGGAUUCUUAUGCAAAUUUGGACGGCGAAAGUCGUGGCAUAUUAUUGGUAUGUUGUUUAUUAGUUUUUUAUAGUAUAAAACGUUUAAAACAGUAAAAAUUUAACAUUAUAAACUUUACUGUAACAACACUUAUUAUUGUACCUUAUCGUGUUUUAUCUUACUUUACUUUUUCUUGCCUUUUUCUUUUCUAUCCUUUUUUGUGGUUUUUUACUAUACUCUAUCCUAUCUUUUCUUAACAUAACCUACUAUUUUUUGAAAAAAUUACAAUUUAUAAACUUUUGUAUUUUUAAAAUGACUUUUUUUUUUAAUUUAGGCACAUUUUGUGUGACAAUUUCAUUCCCAUUCAUAUUCGGAGGAUGUUUAUUAUGUACUGGACAUUCGAUCAACUGGAUCAAGGUGUUAUGGUUUGCUCCGUUCAUUGCUCUUUUUCAAUUUGGAUGGGCUGCUGUUCAGGUAAAAACUAUACCUAAUGACAGUAGCAAAACCUACCUUACCUUACCUUUUAUUUAUGUUUAGAUGUGUAAAAUACGUUGACUUCAACAGACGUUUUGAUAUAUUAAACAACUUAAAUAUUAUUUUAGAUCUCUCAUCUGGCCAUGAUCCCAGAGCUGUCAGAGAACCCAAGUCGUCGUACGUCAAUGAAUUCGUUGAGGAAUGCCUUUGCUGUCAUUGCCAACUUGACCAUAUAUCUUGCAGUUUUCUUUUUGCUAAAUGCUGAUAAGGAUUUAGGUAUCAAUCCUAAUGAUCUGAUUCAGUUUAGGGUAGGUUAACAUAUCUUUGUUUUAAAAAAAAAAUUUUUAAUGCCAUUUUAGAUUAAACUAGGUGUUUUACUCCAUAUUUUUUAAAAGUUUAAUCUUAGUCUUAGCUUGUGGCUUAGUACUAGCUUCAUAGUUUUAGUUUUAAAAACGUCGGGAGACAAAAUAUGUUACGGUAGGAGUACUGUAACAUAAAAUUUUUUUUUAUUUUAAAAUUUUUUUUAUUUUAGGAAGUCGGACUAGGAGCAGUAGUAGUUGGCUUUACUGUCACAGCCGUAUUUUACCUGUUUGUGAAAGAAAAAGCGUUUACAAGAAUGACAUUAUCAACAUUGUCUCUACAAUCAGAUGCUUCAUCACUGAUUCAGAUGAGCUGGAAGAACUGGUUUAGUCAUAUCGAGUUUUAUCAGGUAAUCUUAUCUUACUCUACCUUAUUCUAUCGUACCCACCCUACCUUACCCUACCCUACCCUACCCUACCCUACCCUACCCUACCCUACCCUACCCUACCCUACCCUACCCUACCCUACCCUACCCUACCCUACCCUACCCUACCCUACCCCUACCCUAUCCUGCCCUGCCCUACCCUGCCCUGCCCUGCCCUGCCCUGCCCUGCCCUGCCCUGCCCUGCCCUACCCUAUCGUACCAUAUCCUACUUUACCCUACCCUACUCUAUCCUGCCCUACUCUUUUCUACUUUAUCUUACUCUACUUUACUUAACUUUAUCCUACCCUUCCCUAACUGACCUUACUCUAAUUUACCUUACCUUACCCUACUACUACCGCACUUAAUAGCACCAUGCUAUAUCCUACAAUACUCUAAAAAUAUUGUUCAAGGUAGCCUUCCUGUACAUGUUCUGUCGACUUUACAUCAAUGUAGCCCAGGUUUACUUUUCAUUUUACAUUACUGAUGUUAUGGAGUUGGAAAAGACUUAUUUGGCUAAAUUACCGUUGGUCAUCUACAUGUCAUCAUUUGCUGUUUCAUUGCUAAUGGGAGUGCCAAAGAUCAACAAAUUGUUUCAUAAAAAGGUAAAAUUUUGAAAAAAAAUUAAUAUUUAAAAAUUUCAAAUUUUAAAAAUUUUGAAUUAAAAAAAAAUUUUUUUUGAAGUUUUUAAAAAUGAAAAAAAUCAAUUUUAAAAAAUAUUUAAAAACCGUAUUUUAGGCACUGUUCAUGCUAGCUUCACUGAUUGGAGUAGCCAAUGGAGUUGUUAUUCAUUUUAGUACUAACAUCUUGUCAGUGUAUGUCAUUUCAAUUCUUCUUGGAGUAGUACAAGCUUUACUGUUAAUAUCAUCAUUAAGUGUGACUGCUCAAUUGAUCAAUCGGAAUACUGUAAGUUCAUUAUAAUGAGUACUGUGUGUUCAUUAUCUACUGAAGGCAUCUGGUUUUGACUCUACCUGCCCCCCCCCCUCCUCCCUCCGUCUAACUUGGCCUCCUUAACUAUUUAGCUUGAUUAUAUUACACUUCGUUAUAUCCAAACAGUCCCCAGUACUUUAUGAGUACGUAUACCAAGUUUGGUCCUAGUUGGUUCACUCAUAACCAUGUUAUAUGGGAGGAGGGUCAAAACUCUAUGCCUUCAGUGUAUUAAGAGGGUAAAAUACGUUUGAUCCAACAUUUUGACCAAAGUACAAAAAAUGAUACUAGCGUUAAUAUUUUAUAUAGGCUCUUACGUGUACUUGUAUUUCAAAAAUGGCACCGAAAACUUAUUUUACAGGAAAGUGGAGCAUUUGUUUACGGAGCAAUGAGCUUUAUGGACAAACUGUCAAAUGGCCUCGUUAUUCAAGUUGUACAGCUUUUGACACCGGAUUGCGAGUAAGUACCAACUCUAGCUCAGAGUUCAGAGCCCUAGCCCACAGCCCUAGCCCAGAGCCCUAGCCCAGAGCCCUAGCCCAGAGCCCUAGCCCAGAGUCCUGGCUCAGAGCCCUAGUCCAGAGCCCUAGCCCAGAACCCUAGUCCAGAGUUCUAGCCUAGAGCCCUUAGCUUUAGUCUUAACCAUAACGAUAGACUCAGGUUAUGUUAACCUUCCCGAUAGCCCUAGUUCUAGCUUUAGCCCUUGUUUAAGCGUUAACUCAGCUUUAUCCUAGCUUAAGCUUUCUCCUGGGUUUCAGGCUACAUCUAUAAAAUGAUCUGAAAGUUUUGUCGCUUUUGUAAAUGCAAACUAGUCCAAAUUGACGACAACUUUUUUAUUUGACUUUUUUCUAUUCUAUUAAACAAAAAAAUGAAAAAUAUAACUUUUGAUGCCAUUUUCAGUGUAAAAAGAGAUACAUCGUCGUCAGAAGCGUGUAAAGUAUUCUACAAAAAUGUUAUGAUUUAUGUUCCUGGAAGCUGUGUUAUCAUCGUUUUCCUGAUUUUAAUAUUUUUGAACACCAAAAAGCUUGGAGAACGGCUACGAAGGCAUAACAGUGAUGAUGAAUGUAAGUUUUGGACUUCUUUACUAUCAUUUUUACUGUAUAAUGACUAUACAUUGAUUGCACUGUGCAAAAUUUAUAAAACAAGCACGGUGAAAGACAUUUUAAUGCCAUAACAUAUUAAUUUUAAAAACAAUUUUCAGUAAGCACCUCCCAUUUGGUGCCGGACCACGAGGAGAUAUAA
Bursaphelenchus okinawaensis is the source of this 4576-nucleotide messenger RNA. The record is from the annotation of a GenBank genome assembly. NCBI's taxonomy places the organism in Eukaryota, Metazoa, Nematoda, Chromadorea, Rhabditida, Aphelenchoididae.